Molecule: messenger RNA, 392 nt
Organism: Prorocentrum cordatum
Lineage: Eukaryota; Dinophyceae; Prorocentrales; Prorocentraceae
Source: the annotation of a GenBank genome assembly
CCACCAGGCUCUCGAGCGCCUGGAGCGGCAGCUCCUCGGCGCCCGGCCGCCGCAGCAGGGCGGCCCCGCCGGCAAGGACCCGCGGCAGUGCCGGGAGGGGCGCGCGGAGGUGGUCUCGCGCCUGCCCGGGGAGCCCCCGCGGGAGGCCCCGCCGCCGGUGGGCGCGCCGGGCCCCGAGCACGGCCAGCCCCGCGGCGCCCCGGCGGGGCGCGGGGUCCUCGACCUCUGCCGCAGCGAGCAGGCCCGCGGCGCCUGCGGCGGCGCGGACUGCCUGCCCCGCGAGGCCGUCGUGUGGGUGGAGGGCCAGGACGCCCCGCGGCAGCUGCAGCAGCUGCAAGAGGGCCAGAAGGUGCUGUGCUACGACUCGCUGGGAGACUGCGUCGACUACGUGA